GCCAGCACACUAUUACCGACCACACAAGCAGACAGCUCACCACCCAGCAUCGCCAUGGAAAGCAACCUUGCUCUGAAUAGACGGGAGUUUGCAGUCAUCUUCGUCCUCGGUUGGUCUUCUAUCGGUCCUAUUUGGUAGACAGAAUGCAAGCCUGCUCACUAUUUUGAUAGGAGCUCCCGGCUCGGGAAAAGGCACGAUCUGCAGCUAUCUGUCCCGCAAACGCGGCCUGCGACAUUUCUCGGUAGGAGAUAAUCUACGCACCUGGAUGAAGGAUGAGGCGAACCGCCAGACGCCUCUUGCCGCUACGAUCCAGGAUAAGCUAGAUCAUCAAGGAUUCCUCACGUCGGCGGAAUUAAACCCAUUCCUGGGCAUCGCUAUCGAGGAUGCAAUCCGUCAAGACGAACUGAACGGGAUAUUGAUCGACGGUUUCCCAAGGUGUGAGGAGCAGCUUACUUCGUGGGCGCAGUGGCCUUUUCAAGAACGCCUUCCAUUGGAGGGUCACCCAAAACCCGACAUAGUCUUGUCACUCAAUACGACAAAAGAGAACGCUGAAGCGAGAUAUCUCGCGCGUGGCCGUGACAAGAACGACAGCGGGGACAAGUUUACGAAGCGGUUCGCAGAGUACUUGGAGGAAGGGCCGCCUGUGGAACGACACUAUCGAGAAGCAGGAUUGCUAGUAGACAUCGACAACAAUGGCACCAAGGAGGAGAACAUCGCAGUGGUAGAGAAGACACUGGGAGACAACGCAUUGUGGAACCGUGUGGUAGGCCAGGCUACGGAGUCGGUGUUCCUCGUACCCCACUGAGUGCCGGAUGACGCCCAAUAGUCAAUGUGUAUACCGAUCUUCCUGGGAGAAGUAAGCCAACACAUAGCUUCUCCAACUUCGUCUCACUUGCUGCUACAUCCGUGACCCGCGGACCUUCUUCUGUUGUAUCUGCUCGAAGUCGGCAGGCGAAUCCAGCAAGCUCAUUACUACUUCAUCAUUCAACCUCUCAUCAUAGUGAUUUGUCG
Messenger RNA from Colletotrichum godetiae, 1011 nucleotides. RefSeq names its product adenylate kinase. The record is from RefSeq and is a predicted model, not a curated record. The transcript is spliced from 3 exons. NCBI's taxonomy places the organism in Eukaryota, Fungi, Ascomycota, Sordariomycetes, Glomerellales, Glomerellaceae. The coding region runs from base 266 to 805 and encodes 179 amino acids.